CUGUCGGAAAAUAGGAGUCCCGGUCCCUGGAUAUAGGGUGCCGUUUAUAAUUAUCUUCUUCGUUUUUUUAGGCGCAAAUAUAAUGAGACGCGAGGCUGUGAGAGUUGGAGAUAUUUCCCGGUAAACGGUAGAAAUUGGUUUCGCUCUGAGAGCCUCUGAAAACUAAGAGGGCGGCAGGCAGUAGUAGUGGUCGCCACUUCAAUGGCGCUGCUGCAUAACGUGUGCUCCGCUCCCCUCGCGCGAGCAGUUCGUUCUCGUUCCAUUUCCAUCCCUUUGCGUACAGUUUCCCUCCCAUCUCCGCCCCGCGUUUCUCAGUCUCAGCUGGAUUCUCGCAUCCUCCUUGGCAUGUCCGAGCAAGAGCUUCAGCAGGUCGCUAGAGACUUUGGCCAGCAAAGCUAUCGAGGAAAGCAACUUCAUCAUCUUCUUUACAAGACUAAGGCCAAAGAAAUUCAGGAUUUCAGUCACCUGCCUCAGGCCUUUAGGAGUGAUCUUCAGGAAGCUGGAUGGAGGGUUGGGAGAUCGCCCAUUCAUCGUGCCGUUGCCGCGGCUGAUGACACUAUUAAGAUAUUAAUAAAACUGGAGGACAAUAGAUUGGUUGAGACAGUUGGGAUACCGGUUGAAGACAAUAAAGGUUCUUACCGCCUCACUGCAUGUGUCUCAUCACAGGUAGGCUGCCCAUUACGUUGCUCAUUUUGUGCUACUGGCAAGGGAGGAUUUUCAAGGAACCUUCAGCGGCAUGAAAUUGUUGAGCAGGUGUUGGCUAUAGAGGAGCUCUUCAAGCAUAGGGUGACAAAUGUUGUGUUUAUGGGAAUGGGUGAACCAAUGUUGAAUCUGAAAGCAGUUUUAGAGGCACAUCGAUGCUUGAAUAAGGAUGUGCAAAUUGGGCAAAGAAUGAUUACAAUUUCAACUGUGGGGGUUCCAAACACAAUUAAAAAAUUGGCAUCACAUAAACUACAGUCUACAUUAGCUGUCAGCUUGCAUGCUCCAAACCAGAAACUUCGGGAAACAAUUGUGCCAAGUGCAAAAUCCUAUCCAUUGCAUGCACUUAUGAAGGACUGCAAGGAUUACUUCCUAGAAACUGGUCGCAGAGUAUCAUUUGAAUAUACACUUUUAGCUGGAGUUAAUGAUGGGGUAGAGAAUGCUGUUGAACUAGCAGAACUACUCCAUGCAUGGGGACGUGGUUAUCAUGUGAACCUGAUACCAUUCAAUCCAAUAGAAGGCUCAGAGUACCGGCGUCCAUACAAGAAAGCGAUGUUAGCAUUUGCAACUGCCUUAGAGUCUCGUAAAAUAACUGUAAGCAUCCGGCAGACACGUGGGCUUGAUGCAAAUGCAGCUUGUGGACAGCUCAGAAAUGAGUUCCAGAGGAAUCCUCUGCUUGCAUUAUCCGGUAAUUCAGAAACCCAAUUGGUUGCCCCUAUUGGCUGAUGCCACAAGGAUCCCAGAUCAUUUCAAACUUGGUAUGCUAGCCAUGUCUGGUAUCUUAUUUUCCCUGCUAAUGUGUAUAAUAAGAAUCAAGAGAAAAUGGGAUUUGCUGAUGGCCCUUCUGCUGUUCAUAAUGAUCUCAAGCAUGGAAGGAGGUUGCAAUUUACAUCUAGAGUCUCAAGUAACUUGAAGAAAUGAUGAGAAUGGGGCUGACGUGAAUUAUUGAGCAGUUGGUCUCGGAGGUGAAGGCCUGACUGGACCAAGAAAAUACCCUACCUGGUGGAUUGAGUUGGCAUCUUCCUUUUCCAAGAAUUCCACUCACGACGUGGGUGUGUAUAAGCAACACAACAAAAAGCUUGAAAGCUGAUUUAUUCUCUUUGCUUGGCUCUUGUUAAA
This is a messenger RNA of Nelumbo nucifera (sacred lotus), 1818 nucleotides long. RefSeq names its product Radical SAM superfamily protein. Gene Ontology annotation, biological process: tRNA methylation; rRNA base methylation. The record is from RefSeq and is a predicted model, not a curated record. Gene Ontology annotation, molecular function: RNA methyltransferase activity; iron-sulfur cluster binding. Lineage: Eukaryota; Viridiplantae; Streptophyta; Magnoliopsida; Proteales; Nelumbonaceae.